AUGGGCGUGCCUGGCCCUGAGCCGAGCUUUAUAUUUGGAAACCUCCUGGAGAUCAAAAGGCGGCCUCCUGCGCCAAGCGACGAAGAGGAGCAGGAGGCUGCGGACGUGUCGGUCAUUCAGUCCGGGUUUUACAACGGAGCCAUCCCCUUCCUCCUGGUGGCUGACAUCGACCUGCUGAAGAAGAUUGAGCUCGAGGACUCCGACGCUUUCCUGCAACGAGGGAAUGUGUUCGAGAUCGAGCCAUUACCGGACUAUCGUCACAAGAUGAUCGUCACCGCUCCCGUAAGCCGCUGGCGGGAGAUGCGGGCUGUGCUGAGUCCGGCCUUCACCAUCAGCAAAUUAUCGCAGAUGUUUGUCAUCAUGGACAAGUGCAGUGACACCAUGAUGGAGAAGCUCGAAGAGAAGCGGAGAGCCGCCACAUCCGUGGAGGUGACGUCAACCUUCCGACGCGCCACCAUCGACACCAUGUUUAAGGCAGGCUAUGGUGUCGACCUCAAGGUUCAAGAUAGCCCGCCCGGGGGAUUCUUCGACGAGCUUGGCAAAGGCGCUGAUCAGCUGUUGCGGUCCGUGCCACUCUGUGGUGUCAGCUUCCUUUCCAACUGCUUCCCGGAGUUCUACCACUUCUGGUACCUGCUCUCUUGGCUCACGUCACGACUCGCGAUGCCCUACGUCAAGCUGACUACGUUGCUGAUUAGCCCUAUCUUGAAUGAAAGAAAGACGCUGAAUUUGCGCGAGAGGGCUGACGUGUUGCAACUGCUGCUGAACAAGGAGAGCAGGGGACAACUAUCCUUGCGCGAAGGUCACGGUUUUGACGGGAAAACGAAGCUAGCGCUAACCAAGGACGAAGUGGCGGCGAACUCUGCAUUCUAUCUCAUCGCUGGUAUGGAAGCCACCCCCAACACGAUGGGCAUGACUCUGCACCUGAUUGCGCGACAUCCAGAGGUCCAAGACAAACUUCGUGCGGAGAUCUUGCGUGUGCUGAAGAGAGAUGGCAAGUUCACGCAGAGGAAUGUCUCGGAGAUGACUUAUCUGGACAUGGUCUUGAACGAAAGCAUGCGAUUCUACCCUGGAGUAGUUGGGUAA
Messenger RNA from Rhipicephalus sanguineus (brown dog tick), 1083 nucleotides. RefSeq names its product cytochrome P450 3A24. The record is from RefSeq and is a predicted model, not a curated record. NCBI's taxonomy places the organism in Eukaryota, Metazoa, Arthropoda, Arachnida, Ixodida, Ixodidae. The transcript is spliced from 10 exons. The coding region runs from base 1 to 1083 and encodes 360 amino acids. Gene Ontology annotation, molecular function: monooxygenase activity; iron ion binding; heme binding.